This is a messenger RNA of Sorghum bicolor (sorghum), 1626 nucleotides long. RefSeq names its product probable 3-beta-hydroxysteroid-Delta(8),Delta(7)-isomerase. Gene Ontology annotation, cellular component: endoplasmic reticulum; membrane. Gene Ontology annotation, molecular function: C-8 sterol isomerase activity; steroid Delta-isomerase activity; cholestenol delta-isomerase activity. The transcript has 5 exons. Gene Ontology annotation, biological process: sterol biosynthetic process. Bases 526 to 1170 code for a protein of 214 amino acids. The record is from RefSeq and is a predicted model, not a curated record. NCBI's taxonomy places the organism in Eukaryota, Viridiplantae, Streptophyta, Magnoliopsida, Poales, Poaceae.
UGAUGCACAACGAUGUGUUAAUCGAAGAAAACCAUCAGACAUUGCAAUCGAUCGAAGAUCAAAUGUUUUUUUGAGAUCACGCCCCCCGACGCGUUUUUCAUUGAGUAGAAAGAAGUUUUGGCAGUACAAUAAGAGUGGUAACACCCUGCAGGUUACCCAAGCCUAAACUACUGGAUCCCAAAUCGGAAAUCCGAGUGAAUAGAGCAGCCAGCCUAGCAUUUCCGGUGAGGCACCACGGUCCGCCAGGCGCCACGCCAGCGCUCCCGUGACUCCGUCCGCUCCCGGCUCUCGCACAGGCGCUCCCGUCGUCCGCUCCCGUCCGGCUCCGGUCCGGCUGUCCCCUCUGGUCGACCCCCAAGCCGAGCCCCCGACGGCGGACGGCUCACGGCCGGGCGGCCGGCACUCAAGCAGCGCCGCAGCAGGCAGCGGCAGCGGCCAGGCCACGGCACACGGCCAGCACAGGUGAAUUGUACCCAGAUCGGCGGCUGACGCAAGGCCGAGCAGGCGACGGCCGCAGGGGCGUCAAUGGGGCACCCUUACGCGCCGGCCGAACUGGAUCUGCCGGGCUUCGUGCCGCUGAAGCUGUCCCAGGCCGAGAUCCUCGUGUCCUACCUCGGCGCCUCCCUCUUCGUCCUCCUCGCCGUCUGGCUCGUCUCCGGAAGAUGUGGCAGAUUAUCCAAGACCGACCGUCUGCUCAUGUGUUGGUGGGCAUUCACAGGGUUGACCCACAUAAUGAUCGAGGGGCCCUUUGUCUUCACUCCUGAUUUCUUCAAGAAGGAGAACCCCAAUUUCUUCGAUGAAGUUUGGAAAGAGUAUAGUAAGGGGGACUCUAGGUAUGUUGCUAGGGACGCCGCAACUGUUACUGUUGAAGGGAUCACUGCUGUAUUGGAAGGCCCUGCAUCACUGCUUGCUGUCUAUGCUAUUGGAUCCCGGAAGUCCUUCAGCCAUAUUCUCCAGUUUGCCGUCUGUCUAGGUCAGCUCUACGGAUGCUUGGUUUACUUUAUCACUGCAUACUUGGAUGGCUUCAACUUCUGGGUCGGUCCAUUCUACUUCUGGGCAUAUUUCAUUGGUGCAAAUAGUUUCUGGAUUUGGAUACCGAUGCUCAUUGCCAUAAGAUCCUGGAAGGAAAUAUGCGCAGCAUUUCAAGCUGAAAAGGUGAAGACCAAAUAAAAGCUGUCUUAGCCACCAUUUGAUUGGAACCAAGACUUGUACUCCCUCCAUCCCAAAUUGUAAGUCGUUUGACUUUUUUUACCCUAAGUUUGACCACUCGUCUUAUUCAAAAAAUUUGUGCAAAUAUAGUCAAAUUUUAAGUCAUUUUUGAAGAAUUUUUAUUAAUAAACCAAUACACAACAAAAAAAAGUGAUAUUUUGUAUAAAACUUUGAAUAAGACGAGUGGUCAAAUUUGAUAUUAAAAAAGUCAAACGACUUAUUACAAUUUGGGAUGGAUUGAGUACUAUGGAGAACUUCAUUCGUUGUCUGAAAUUCUUAUGUUGGUAUUGGAAAAUGGAAACUGCAUGUACUCUUUGCUCAAACAACAUUGUGAAUUUGUGAUGCAGAAAAGUUGAUUUUGUUUACAGGGUUUCUGUUUUUAACCCUAGGUGAAAUAAAUAAAAGUGUUACCAGUGC